AUGGAGUUGGGGAGCGAAGACGGAGGCAUCUUCAUCAUGGGCAUGGAGAAAGACGACGACCAGGCGGCCGACCCAGAGCUGCUGCUGCUGCCGCACAUCAUGGACCUCCCGGCAGUCAGGGCGCGCGCGGCGGGGGUGGUGCGGCAAAAAACCCCGCUGGCGUUCCCACGUCAAGGCGGGUGGAUGCACGGAGGCGCCUUCAUCAUGGACGAAGAGAUGAUGACUGAUGAGCUCACGGGAACAAGAAAUCCACUCCAGCUUCGGCACACCUACUAA
Molecule: messenger RNA, 276 nt
Organism: Miscanthus lutarioriparius
Lineage: Eukaryota; Viridiplantae; Streptophyta; Magnoliopsida; Poales; Poaceae
Source: the annotation of a GenBank genome assembly